Penicillium olsonii is the source of this 939-nucleotide messenger RNA. The record is from the annotation of a GenBank genome assembly. NCBI's taxonomy places the organism in Eukaryota, Fungi, Ascomycota, Eurotiomycetes, Eurotiales, Aspergillaceae.
AUGUCAAAAAAAGCUGCGGACAAGAUAUUCCCCAUCAAAACCUUUAUCUCUGAUAUACCGGCCAAUUCUUUUCAGUCCGCAUCACCCGAAAAUGGCCAUGGACGCUUGGUUAUCGUAGGCGAUGUGCACGGAAUGAGAGGAUCCCUCGAGGCUCUACUCGAGAAAGUCAGCUUUAACAAAGAAAAUGGGGACCAUUUGAUCCUAGUCGGAGAUCUCGUCAAUAAGGGACCUGACAGUCCCGGCGUUAUCGACUUGGCUAUGAAGCUAGGCGCCAGCGCGGUGCGAGGCAACCACGACAACGCCGUUUUAAACGCGGCUAGAGAGAUACAAGCCGUCAAGGAGAACACCUCUCCUGUGGAAGGCUUGGGCAUCGUGGAUUCACCUAAGAAAUCCGAAGCCAGCCCACCAGUGCACACGGUCCACAAUCCUGAUGUCCCAGAAAAAGCUACAUCUCCAAAGUAUGAUACGGCGCGAGCCCUCUCGAAAAUGCAGAUGGAUUGGCUAGCUGCAUUACCCUUGGUCCUGCGCAUCAAAUUGCCCCAUCAUGCAUCCUCUUCACUCGGAGACCAACUGGUCGUUGUGCAUGCUGGUCUUACUCCCGGUGUUCCACUCGAAGAUCAAGAUCCACAUGCUGUAAUGCAUAUGCGGAGUCUUGUUCGCGCAGAUGACGAGGCUUCAAUUAGCCCGACGGAAGCCCCGGGGGACGAAAGCUGGGUCAGAGAAUGGGAUCAGUUUCAAGAGGGUCUGGCAUCCAAGAGCACAGUGGUUUUUGGACACGAUGCUAAGCGUCGUUUGCAACUGGGCAAAUAUGCAAUCGGACUUGAUUCAGGCUGCCUGUAUGGCAAUCAGUUAAGUGCUGCUGUGAUCAAAAUCUCCAACGGUGUUAUAACGCAUGAUGUUAUUUCAGUCGAAUGUGCUGAUCCUCACUUGGUUGUAUAG